AUGGAUCUAUACACAAUUCCAAGUAGGAAACUCAAUAGGUUAGCCAAGAAAAGGAAUCAGACUCUGUGUGAUUUCUCGAUAUGCGGGAAGGCGUCCCCCAUUAACAAGAAAGUGGAUGCUUAGGGAAUUGGUUCUAGUAGAUUCCCGAUUCAAGAUGAGAGGAAGGGCAAGGAAUAGGGAAUCAUGUGUGACUUGUUUGAAAAUGUUCAAAUCAACAGGAGUUUCAAUUUCCAGACUUAGAAUACUAGUUUCUAAAAUCAUUAAACCAGGUUGUUCACACCGGAGACGAGGAUAUUGAAAAGGCGAAAGAACGGGAAGGUGUUGUUUCAGCCCAUUUCUCGGUAAAGUUCUCCUCAAAGGACAUACGAUUGUCCAGCUGUACUAAACAUUACAUCGUAUAUGAACAGAUAACAACCUAAAGUGAGGAGAGUGAUUAAUUUAAAUAUGUUAAUGGAUGAUUAAGAGUAGAGACCAUUUUUUUCGGAUAAAAGAUAAAAUUUAUAUGAGUUUCUAUAAAAUUAUUACUAGUGA
This is a messenger RNA of Paramecium tetraurelia, 531 nucleotides long. RefSeq lists its product as uncharacterized. The record is from RefSeq and is a predicted model, not a curated record. Lineage: Eukaryota; Ciliophora; Oligohymenophorea; Peniculida; Parameciidae. The transcript has a single exon.